This is a messenger RNA of Perkinsus marinus ATCC 50983, 860 nucleotides long. RefSeq names its product Craniofacial development protein, putative. The record is from RefSeq and is a predicted model, not a curated record. NCBI's taxonomy places the organism in Eukaryota, Perkinsozoa, Perkinsida, Perkinsidae. The transcript has 8 exons. The coding region runs from base 12 to 848 and encodes 278 amino acids.
GCGCUCGCCUUAUGUCAGCGGCCGUCGACGAGCUGCUGUCUGAUGACAACGAAUCAGAUGAUUCCGACUAUGUUGAUAGUGGGGGAAGCUCAGAGUCUUCAUACGGCGAUGAAGCUGCAGUAGUAGAAAUUGACGAAGACGCGAGAAAAGAGAGAGACCAGAGACUUCAACAAGAAUAUGCCACAAUGAAAGAAGCUCGAAACGGCUUGUACGUUCCUCCCAGUGAACCCCACAGAGACUCCUUAUGGGAGAGCUUCAACAGACGACAGGCAACAUCAGAACGUCAAAAAGACAGGACCCGACGUGGGUUGGGGGAAAUGUUGAGUAAAAUUGCCUCCACAUCGCUGAAGGACUCGCCGGAAGAAAUAGACAUCGUUCGCUACAAAAAGGAAGCACGAGCGUCAUCGAAUGGCUUAGGAGCGCCAAUUGCUGUGGCUAAGGUGCUGGCGGAAGUGCGCAAAGCUGAUAAGGUCGAAAUUGACUCGCAUGUUAAAUACGCCGGCCGGACCGUAAAUGUGAGAAGAGUAGUGUCAAAGUCUAGUGUGGAAGGAGCUAAGCAUUUACGCAAAGCCCAGAGGGACCUCAAGACGGCUCUGGGGGGCUCUUUGGGCUCGUUGGACGCAUACCUAAGGGGCCUCAGGGCUGGACAGGUGACAUCAGUAGAGAAGUCAUCAGCCGAAUGGAGUCGUUUCAAAGCUUCCAGUGAGCUCGAUGGUCUCUUCGAGAAGGACCGACGAGACGGGUACCUUCAUAAAAGGGCCUUCCUUGAGGCCGCUGAUACCCGGGAAUAUGACAAGAGGAAAGAGGCGGAGAAGAAGGCGCGUCAAACAGCGCAGCCGAAAGUUUGAUCUUUUUAUCGG